This is a messenger RNA of Acaulospora colombiana, 351 nucleotides long. The record is from the annotation of a GenBank genome assembly. NCBI's taxonomy places the organism in Eukaryota, Fungi, Glomeromycota, Glomeromycetes, Diversisporales, Acaulosporaceae.
AUAUCAACACCUCCAAUGCGAAACUGAUCGGCUUCCAAAUUAUCUUGGGCCUUGGAGUUGGAGUGGCCCUUCAGAAUGCAGUCAUCGCUAUUCAGGCCGAGUGGGCUGAUCGUGAUGAACUCAUCCCACAAGCCACCUCGAUCGUCACCUUCUUCCAACUGUUUGGAGGUGUUCUCGGGAUUGCCAUCGCCGGAGCCGUCUUCUCCACUCGCUUCCACGACGGCAUUGAGAAGUAUGCACCAGGUCUUGACCCUCAACUCGUCGAGGCCAUCAGGAGUGCACUGUCUGUGGUUGCAACACUCCCCGCGGAUAUUCAAGCCAAAGUCCUCCAAGCCUACGUUGAAGCGCUGA